CACAAUGAAUGAAUGAGCGAGCGAGCGACGAGCGUUCGUGGAAGGGAUGUUAGUAAAUACUCAGCUGACUGAAUCGAGAGCUGGCCACCGAGCCCAUGACCGAGCAGGCGAGCGAGUGUUGCGAAUUCAACGAGCAAGGAAGUUUUGCCAGCCCAAUCAAGUGAAGGGAGGACGACAUAACAUCGAGUUUCCCACGGGCGCAACCAUCCACGCACGAAUCGGACACACUUCUCGCUCGAAUACGGAAGUGACCCCCAACGUCAUGUCUCGUCAAACCAAAGAUGCCCCUGCUCCAAGUGCUCCAGCUACCAUUCCCAAAGCCAUGAAGUUCUUCUUCGGUGGAACGGCGGGAAUGGGAGCCACAUGCUUUGUGCAACCGCUGGAUCUGGUCAAGAACCGGAUGCAGAUCAUGAAGAAGCAACCCGGACCCAAACCCACUUCCUUGUCGGUCAUCACGUCCGUGGUGAAGAAUGAAGGCGUGAUGAAAUUGUACAAUGGGUUGUCGGCGGGUUUGCUGCGACAAGCCACCUACACGACCACCCGUUUAGGAAUCUACACCUGGUUGUUUGAAAACUUUUCCAAUCCCGAUGGGAGCCCACCGAGUUUCUUCAUGAAAGCUGCUUUGGGGAUGACGGCUGGCGCUUGUGGGGCUUUCGUGGGAACGCCCGCUGAGGUGGCCCUGAUUCGAAUGACGUCGGAUGGCAAUCUUCCGGCAGAUCAAAGACGUAAUUACAAGAACGUGUUUGAGGCCCUGGCUCGCAUCUUUCGCGAAGAGGGGCUUUUUACCCUCUGGAGAGGAGCCAUUCCCACCAUGGGCCGAGCCAUGGUCGUCAAUGCGGCCCAAUUGUCGUCCUACUCGCAAGCCAAACAAGCCAUCAUGGGCUCAGGUUAUGUGGACGACGGAAUAUUUUGCCAUUUUCUGGCCAGCAUGUUCUCAGGUCUAGUCACAACGGCAGCUUCCAUGCCCGUGGAUAUCGCUAAAACGCGGAUUCAAAAUAUGACGAUUGUGGAUGGCAAACCGGAAUACCGUGGCGCUUUGGACGUCAUUUUGAAGGUGGCCAAGAACGAAGGAUUCUUCAGCCUGUGGAAGGGCUUCACUCCCUACUACUUUCGGUUGGGUCCACACACGGUGCUGACUUUCAUCUUCCUGGAGCAAAUGAAUCGACAAUACAAGGUCCACGUUCUCGGACAAACCGAGGCCAAAGGAGGCGGAUUAUAGAGGAAUUCCGCAAACAAUUGAAGAGUUUAGUUUAGCGUGUUGACGUUAAACCAGGUCUAGCACAGUUUUUAGAACCCCUCGAUGCUGCAAUGCUUUCAAUCUACUAGACCAUUCCCUGUAUAUGCGACGUAUUCAGGAAAACAUUGAGGUUGGAAAUCGUUCCAUGUUCA
Molecule: messenger RNA, 1389 nt
Organism: Tigriopus californicus
Lineage: Eukaryota; Metazoa; Arthropoda; Copepoda; Harpacticoida; Harpacticidae
Product: mitochondrial 2-oxoglutarate/malate carrier protein-like
Exons: 7
Coding region: 47-1219 (390 amino acids)
Biological process (GO): oxaloacetate transport; succinate transmembrane transport; phosphate ion transmembrane transport
Molecular function (GO): antiporter activity; succinate transmembrane transporter activity; oxaloacetate transmembrane transporter activity
Source: RefSeq, a predicted model, not a curated record